GUUUUUGCCGCAGGAUUUCCAGUGUGCGCGGUGGCGUGGAUGGUUUUCGAUGGUGGUGGGUGAACAGCUGUAGGAGGAGCUUUGACAGAUAAGGAUGGCAUUAGGUAAGGCCAUUAGUGUCCUGUGGAUUAUCGUAAUCCAGCCUCUCCACCACUGCUGGUUUGGCUGCUCAGUCUACGUUCGGUCUGGUCUGGCUUGGAGCAGGUUGAAGAUGGCUUUCCGCGCUCAGCGUCCGCUGCUGGUCCUGCUUCUUCUGGGAGCCGAUGUGUUCAUCAGCAUCCAUGCUCAAGAGGUCGGCGUGACCGAAUCAUGGGCCAGCAAAUCCUGCAAAUGUGAUUGUGAAGGAGUUGAAUCCCCCACAGAGUUCACCCCCACCGGAUCGGGCUCUUCUAUGGUGCAGGGCUGCAUCCCAGAGUGUCCAUACCACAGGCCGCUUGGCUUCGAGGCCGGAUCAGUGAAUCCGGACCAGAUCACCUGCUCCAACCAGGACCAGUACGCAGGCUGGUUCUCCUCCUGGGUCCCAAGCAAGGCGCGGCUCAACAGCCAGGGCUUCGGAUGCGCCUGGCUCUCCAAGUUCCAGGACAACAACCAGUGGCUGCAGAUCGACCUGAGGGAGGUGAUGGUGGUGUCCGGCAUCCUGACACAGGGCCGCUGCGACGCCGAGGAGUGGGUCACCAAGUACAGCGUGCAGUACCGCACGGACGAGAACCUCAACUGGAUCUACUACAAGGACCAGACCGGAAACAACAGGGUGUUUUACGGGAACUCUGACCGCUCCUCGUCGGUGCAGAACCUCCUGCGGCCGCCCAUCAUAGCGCGAUUCAUCCGCAUCCUCCCUCUGGGGUGGCACACCCGCAUCGCCCUGCGCAUGGAGCUGCUGCUCUGCAUGAACAGAUGCGCCUGAAACCUCCUCUCUUCACUGGCCUUGUCCCAAAGCUGCAUCAUCCUUAACUCGGUGUG
This is a messenger RNA of Salarias fasciatus (jewelled blenny), 960 nucleotides long. RefSeq names its product retinoschisin 1a (gene rs1a). Gene Ontology annotation, cellular component: plasma membrane. Lineage: Eukaryota; Metazoa; Chordata; Actinopteri; Blenniiformes; Blenniidae. Gene Ontology annotation, molecular function: signaling receptor activity. Bases 95 to 904 code for a protein of 269 amino acids. The transcript has 6 exons. The record is from RefSeq and is a predicted model, not a curated record.